AUGUCACUUGUGAUUGCACUUUCCAAAACAGCACUGUUUGCCAUGUCACUAGCAUGCCAGAAUAUUGCUGGAGAAAUACCCAGUGAAUUUGGAAAUCUCACCCAAUUGACUCUACUAAUCAGCCCAAAUACUAACAAAUACUUGCUUUAUUUGAGCAGUGAUCUCACUCACAACUAUCUCAAGGGCACAAUUCCAACGUUUUUUGCUCGCAUUCCUCUUGUUACUUUGUCCCUUUCUGGGAAUCGCAUUAGUGGUUCAAUUCCUGAAGAAUUUGGUGAAAUUACAAGUCUGGAGAACCUGGGUUUAGAAGAUACUCAGCUUGCGGGAACUCUUCCUCAGAGUUUUGGAAAUCUGACUGCCUUACAGAGAGUGUAA
Molecule: messenger RNA, 375 nt
Organism: Neltuma alba
Lineage: Eukaryota; Viridiplantae; Streptophyta; Magnoliopsida; Fabales; Fabaceae
Product: LRR receptor-like serine/threonine-protein kinase GSO2
Exons: 5
Coding region: 1-375 (124 amino acids)
Molecular function (GO): protein binding
Source: RefSeq, a predicted model, not a curated record